ACGCAAAAUAAUCGUGAAAAAGUGCUCGAUAAAGUUCAAAAAGAUGCCGAGCGCUUCGUUCACAGCUUCCAGAUCCUAUGUGCGUCGUUCUCGGAGGAAAACGGGCGCGAACCGGAUCCCUACGCCUUCGAGAACCACAAAUGAACCAUGUGAAUCAACUUGCCCCGUCCAACCAAACCAAAAUGCACCAGCUCCAUCUGCCGCAGGGGGCUCUUCUCCUCCCACUCAAGGCACUCCGCCCCCUCCGCAAGGUGGUGGAGGAUCUGGAGGGCCACCUUUAGGUGGACCACUAACUGCUCAUCAGUCUCCCUAUGACCUACGGAGGAAAUCUCCACAGCACCAUGGAGGUGCAGAUGGGGCCGCUGGUGUUCCAGGGCCCAGUACUAGUGCUGCUACUGCUGGCGGGGCUCCUGCCAGUCCUCCAUGUUCUAGUGGGGGAGCCACAGGAGGAGGAUAUACUUCAGUCAUGCUGCCAGCUAGAAAGAGACCUAGAAGAACUUGUUCUGCAUCUUAUGAGACUUGUACAAAUACCGCCGCGCAUUACUUGCAAUAUGAGCUGCCCGACGAGGUUUUGCUCACUAUCUUCAACUACCUCCUCGAGCAGGACUUGUGUCGCGUCAGCCAGGUGUGCAAACGAUUUAAUGUAAUUGCUAAUGACACAGAAUUAUGGAAGCGACUGUAUCAAAACGUCUUCGAAUAUGACAUGCCGCUCUUCAAUCCUGCUCCAUGCAGGUUUGAAUUCAUUAGCGCCGAGGAGUCAGAUUUUGCAAAUCCAUGGAAGGAAUCAUUCAGGCAACUUUACAGGGGCAUCCACGUUAAGUCUGAUUAUAAAGAGCACACCACCAAGGGGAGAAAUUUAAUGUUUUUCACCAGUGUACAGGGCGCUUUGGACUAUGCAGAUGAACGGAGUGGUACCGGUAGCUCAGGAGGUCUACAACUCACGGGGCAGUGCAGUGACAGCCACUCGCCAGGAGGCGUUAACAAAAAUCAAAUGGGCUCGCUAAUCUUCUUGCAUCCUGGAAAUUAUCGCGGCGAGUUUUUAGUUAUUGAUUCUGAUAUAGCUUUAAUUGGUGCCGCUUCCGGUAACGUGGCGGAAUCGGUGAUCCUAGAACGAGAGUCCGAAUCUACCGUAAUGUUCGUGGAGGGCGCUAAAAACGCUUACGCCGGUCAUUUGACGUUAAAAUUCUCGCCGGAUGUGACGUCGACGGUACCUCAUCACAAACAUUACUGUCUCGAGGUGGGUGAGAAUUGCAGCCCCACUAUUGACCACUGUAUUAUUAGGAGUACUUCAGUUGUGGGAGCGGCGGUGUGCGUCAGUGGUGUAGGCGCGAAUCCUACAAUUCGCCACUGUGAUAUUAGCGAUUGCGAAAAUGUCGGCUUGUACGUGACCGAUUACGCCCACGGUACUUAUGAGGACAACGAGAUUAGUCGGAAUGCUCUCGCCGGCAUUUGGGUAAAAAAUUACGCAAAUCCUGUAAUGAGGCGGAAUCACAUACACCAUGGAAGAGAUGUCGGUAUAUUCACUUUUGAUAAUGGUUUGGGAUAUUUCGAAGAAAAUGACAUUCAUAAUAACCGUAUAGCCGGAUUUGAGGUUAAAGCCGGCGCGAAUCCCACAGUUGUGCGCUGUGAAAUCCACCACGGUCAGACUGGCGGGAUUUAUGUACAUGAAAAUGGUUUAGGUCAGUUUAUAGAGAACAAGAUCCAUUCGAAUAAUUUUGCUGGGGUGUGGAUUACGUCGAACAGUAAUCCUACAAUUAGGAAAAACGAGAUUUACAACGGACAUCAGGGUGGAGUUUACAUAUUCGGCGAAGGUAGAGGUCUGAUAGAGCACAAUAACAUUUACGGUAACGCUCUGGCUGGCAUACAGAUCCGGACUAAUAGUGAUCCUAUAGUGAGGCACAAUAAAAUUCAUCAUGGACAGCACGGCGGUAUUUACGUUCAUGAGAAGGGACAAGGCCUGAUUGAGGAAAACGAGGUGUAUGCCAAUACGCUGGCAGGGGUGUGGAUAACAACGGGCAGCACUCCAGUUCUAAGACGAAAUAGGAUUCACUCAGGAAAACAAGUUGGCGUGUAUUUUUAUGAUAAUGGACAUGGAAAGCUAGAAGAUAAUGAUAUUUUUAAUCAUUUGUAUUCUGGAGUACAAAUUAGGACGGGCAGUAAUCCGGUUAUCAGAGGCAAUAAAAUCUGGGGUGGACAAAACGGAGGCGUUUUGGUUUACAACGGAGGUUUAGGAUUGUUAGAACAAAACGAAAUCUUCGACAAUGCUAUGGCCGGAGUCUGGAUCAAAACCGAUUCGAAUCCGGUUUUGAAAAGGAAUAAAAUUUUUGACGGACGAGACGGUGGAAUUUGUAUAUUUAAUGGAGGAAAAGGUGUUUUAGAAGAGAACGACAUAUUCAGAAAUGCACAGGCGGGCGUGUUAAUAUCGACGCAAUCGCAUCCUAUUUUGAAGCGCAACCGCAUUUUCGACGGUUUGGCCGCCGGGGUGGAAAUUACGAAUAACGCGACCGCGACUUUGGAGUUUAAUCAGAUAUUUAAUAACAGAUUUGGAGGGCUGUGUCUGGCCAGUGGAGUGCAGCCAAUCGUUAGGGGCAAUAAGAUUUUUAAUAACCAAGAUGCGGUGGAAAAGGCAGUGUCGAACGGCCAAUGCUUGUAUAAGAUCUCGUCGUACACGUCGUUCCCGAUGCACGACUUUUAUCGAUGUCAAACGUGCAACACGACUGAUCGUAACGCCAUCUGCGUUAACUGUAUUAAAACUUGUCAUGCCGGACAUGAUGUUGAAUUUAUUAGACAUGACAGAUUUUUCUGUGAUUGCGGGGCAGGUACUCUGACGAACCAAUGCCAACUACAAGGUGAACCGACCCAAGACACGGACACGCUGUACGAUUCGGCGGCUCCCAUGGAGUCCCACACGCUAAUGGUGAACUAGGGGGCCCUCCACCCCAUCGGUUAAGUGAUAUUUAUUGUGACACUAGUGCUUUAGUGAUUUCCUAUUUAAUUCAAAUUCUGACAGUUUUAGACAAACUCUGUAAAUUUGUCUUAUGUAAGUGACACUGCAGCAAAGGACUGCCUAUAAAAUAAUGUGGAUAGAAUCUCCGGUGGUUUGUGAAUUUUUUUUGUACCAUGUUAUAAAAAUAUACAAGAGGUGGCUCAACAAGUUUAAUACUGCUGUUUCGGAAUUGGUUUGUAUGUGUGGCUCUUAAGUAAAAUGGAGGAUGUUGUGAUAUGAUUAAUGUAGAUUUUAAAUGAAUGCCUAAAAAGUUAUAUGAGCCUUUAGGACCUUGGGUUCCUUUGUGAAAUAGAAAAAAAAAUUAAUGGUCUAUCAAUCUUAUAUAGGGUGCUUACAAAAAUCCUUAUGUAAAGUUUAGGUGUUUCUUUGUUCAAAAUUAAUUUUUUAAACAUGUUAUAUACUAACAUUUUACAGACUCGGAUUAUAAGCAGCAGUUGAUUUAAACUAAAUAUUAUUUUUUUUACUCUAGUUUUUUAAGCACUACCUUGUACAAAACUAAUUAAUUAAUUGUUAGACUUGUUUAAGUUUAUUAUAUCCUCUCUUUGCUUAUACAUAGUUGUUAUUAUCUAAUUUUUUCUUAUUUAUUAUAUUAAUCAUAUUUCAGUUGAAGUAGCUUUAAUUUUGGAGUUUUUCGUGUGUGAUAUACGUACGUGGUGGGUUUAGAACCGAAAUUAUCAAUGAAUAAAUUGCCUGUAAAUACACUUAUACUAAAAAAAAAAUGAAACUAGCCAGUAUUUAAACCAGAGUUUUUUCUCCAACAUAAUUGUGAGUUAAUUUUUUUGUUGUGUGAUUGUGACUAGUGAAUGCCGUAGGUUAAUAGUGCCAAUAUACAGAGUAUCCCAGAACUAAUAGAAUAACUGGAAGCAAGAUUACCUACAUGGAGGGUUCUAAUUUCAUUCACUACUGUAACACUUAUUAAUGUAUUCAAUUUUUAAUGUAUUAAGGUUAAACAUCUCACAUAAAAGACCUAUUUCCUACAUGAAACUAGUGUAUUCAACUUAAACUCUUCAUCUUAGUCAUUCUGCUUCUAAAUUGCUAGUGGAACCUGGCAAUUUGUCAAAAGGGGUUUUUCUCUAUUCUUAUAAACUAAUUUGCAUUGUUGGGUAAAUAAAGAUAUUUCGGUCAUCCUCCACUAAAUUUAUUUAAAACAUGUUAAUCCGACAUGUUUCGGACAUAUAACUUGUCCAUCAUCAGAUAACAGAUCAGGGAUAACAAAUUAACCCUUACGCUCAUGAAUUUUCAUUUUUUAAAAUUAACAUUUGAUUUUUUGUAAAUCAACUCUUUAAUUUUUUCGAAAAUUUUUGAUGUAAACAGUUUUUUUAUUUUUUUGUUUGUUUUUAUUUUUAUGUACACAUUUGUGUACAUUGGUGGUCAAUGGUAUAGAAGAUAAAUUAAAACAAAAAAAUACUUUGUAUGAUAUAUUGCAAAACAGUUGCUUUUUUUUGUAAGGCACAGGUGAACGUUAGAUUUUUGGCAUAAAAUUCUUUACCGUCCUUUACAGCCUGGUACUUUACACCUAGAAGCAAAGUCUUUUUCAUCAAUGGAUGGCAAAUGGUCUAGUCUGUCCAAACGAACUUCGGCCACCGGUCUAAUUUCUAGCCUUACUUUUAACGUUGAAGGGCCCGGAUUGCUGCUGGUCAGCUGCUGGUCGCCCCCCUCUUCCUAGUAGAUGUUUUUCCUGCCAAGAUUAAAACCUUAGCAACAUAUGCCCUAAAGUGAAGCAAAUCUAGGACAUCAUUCUUAGCCACACCCAAGUUAGUAGCUUUUUCUUUAUAUUCCAACCAGCCGUUUACGCAUGCCAUAUCUAUGGCAUGAGCAAACAUUCUCAGAGUCCACUUUUUAGACCUUAUAAAUGUCCGAUACAAGGUAAUAAGGAAAUCCAUCUUGUCAACACCUCCCAUGUUAGAGUUGUAGUUUGUAUUUAUUACUUGUGGUCUUGAAACGUAAAUAUAGUCCUUCCCUUUUUUAUCUCAUCGCCGGCACUGGUCUUUAUCACCAACUCCCAUAUAAUUUGAUGUCAUUACAACUGACCGGUUGUCGUACCAUUUUGUCAUUAUGACUUCCCCAUCCCCGCUAAUAAUUUCUUCGGAACAACCUCGACCUUUUAUUAUCAUAUCCUUAUCGGACGAAAAUGGCGGAUUUUUAAAUCUUUCAGCUCUUGCUGUCCACGUUGUAUAUAUUUGCCUAUUUCUAAGGUACUGAAGUAAGUUAUAAUUUGAAAAAUAGUUGUCAAAAUAUAACUGUACCCUAGGGUGUGAGAUUCGUUCAGAUAAUUUUAGUACCACUGCAGCACCCGAACCAAAUACAUCAAGUUCCUGUGGGUCAAUUUCAGUAGUAGAUCCUUGAUAUAUUAUAAAAUCAUACAAGAUGCCACUGCUGCCACAUAGCGCAAAAAUCUUAAUUCCCCAUGGUUUGGGUUUGUUUUUGACGUAUUGCUUGUCGUUCAACUGCCUUUGAACGGCACCAUUUGCUCGUCCACACACAAUUUUGAUUCCAAUGGAAGGGAAAGGCAUCUUCUCCUAAUUGCAUCAUAUAAUGGACGCACCUUCCAAAAUCUGUUCUCCGGUUUUUCGUGAAUAUUCACGAAGUGAAUAUGUUGUCGCAAUUUAUAAAACCUGUUAACAGUCAUAUUAUUGGAAAUGAGUGGAACUUGUCAUUUAUGGCCCCAGUAUAACUUAAUUCUUGGGUAAUGUAGAUUACCCAUGAUGAUAUGUAUUCCUACAAAAGUUUUUAGUUCUUCAACCGUCGUAGGAACAAAGCGGGUUUGUUGCUGAAUAGCGUAAAGAUUUGUAUAUUCCAUCAUGGGUUGGAAAAUAUCUGCAAAAUAAUUACAGAAAAAAAACGCUGGGUUUUCUAGCUGAACUACUGGUUCUUCUCUAAUGUGCCACUCUAUCGGUGGAGUGAUAUACUGCACAUUUUUUCGCCAGAAUAUAUCCUUUUUCUUUGAAAGACCAUUCUUUUCCUAAUAGUCUUCUAUAUUGGAUUUCUUCGACUUUUGUAGAGUUUUUGCCAUUAUGUUGGGAACAGGUUUAGGUUCUGCUUGUUCUAGCUGCUCAGUCUCUUCACGUUGUUGAGUUACAGGUGUGCUGGGAACAGGUUCAGCCUCUUCUUCCUCAUCACUCAGCUAAUUCUACAAGAUAAAAAGUAUAUAUGCUACGCACAUUAUAUAAUAUACUAGUUCCAAGUAAUAUACCUUUAGGAUCAAAAUCAAAGCCAUCAUCUUCAUUGAAUUUGCCGUCACUGAGUCCUUCAAUGUCUGAUAAUCCGGCUUCUAUUAAAUCUAAUAGUUCUUUAUCUGUUAGCGGGCGAUUUCGGCUCAUUAUAAACGAGGAUUCUAUAAUAUUUAACUAUUUACUAAUAUAAAAAAGAAAAAAAAUACGAUUAAAUUUACCUUGUAAUUUUACUUCUCUGAUUCACAGUAUACACAAAUGUGUACGUGUCUUCAAAGGAAAAAAAAAGUACUUCCGCGAAAAAAACUGAUCACUGUUAGCACUCACAAUACCACCUUUUAUUAAUUUGUUUUUAUUUUUUUUUACUAUUUUCACCACAAAAAAAACACCACAAUAAUCUACCAGAUAACCUUGCACGCGUUACUCAAAUAUUGCUCGCCAGCUGUUAAAAUUACAGUAACAAACUUUUAUUGAAAGCCCCUAGAGGGCGGCAUCUAUACUACAUGUAAGAUCCUAAUGUACACAAAUGUUGACUCUAUGAGCAAAACAAUAAAUUCCUUUCUGAAUUUAUAUAAGGAUGAUGAUAAAUUCAUGUACACAAAUGUGUACACAGUGAGCGAAAGGGUUAAGGGGUUCUGUCAAUACAUCUUAUAGAUCUAGUGCCUCAGACAAGGUUAAAAGAUUAAAACGACUAAAAAUGAAUAAAAAUAGCAUAUCGUCACCUGUAUGCCAAACCCAUGAAUGUAAUUUUAUUAAAUAUUUUACAGGAACCAUUUAAAGAGCAAUAGGACAUUCAUAUUUUUAUUUAUAUUGGUUUUCAUUGGAAAAUUUUGUUAAAAGCUUAGUAUAUCAAUAUAUAAUUUUAACUUCUAAUGCUUAAAAUAUAAAUUUAUGAAAAAUAUUUUCUAAAAAAAAACUAAUUCGUGAUAUGAAAAAAUAAUUUAUUUUUUGCUUAUACAAUAAUAUAAUAAAAAAACUAUGCUCUUUUUACUCAUCGUCAGACUCCUCACCAAAGUUGGGUUCCGAAUGUUGGAAAUUAUCUGGAAGUUUUAGUUGUAGAAGGAUAUAGAGAGCAUGCCUAUUACAGUCAGUCAUUACCCUUACUCUCUUUUUUGCACUUCCAUUGGAUGAAACAAGUAAAUCAUAAUCAUUCUAUAGAAAAGGCGUAUACCUUCUUUGCAUAUCAGCUACAUUUAAACCUAAAUGCACUUGUUUCAAAAAUCUGGCCCGUAUGCAUAAGUUGCGUUAAAGAUGAGAUCCCACAACUCUUCAUCGAAUCAAAUUUUCCAUCGAGAAACGCUGAAACGUUAAAAAAAGAUAAUUUGAAUUUUACUACUGCGAAAUACGAGGGCUAUUCAAUAAAGACUCAGACUCGGGCUAUGAAAAUUUUAUUACAAAGAAUUAUACAUCAACGCUUCUCUCACGUUCAAAGUAGUCACCAUUCAAGGCGAUACAUUUAAUCCAGCGCCGCUGCCACUCCAAAAACUGGUCCUUGAAGCUCUUCUUAGUCAUGCGCUUAAAAAUCGCCUCUAAAGCUUUAACAGCAGCAUCUCCGGAGGGAAAACGCCUUCCUUUCAGGUCCUUUUUUGCAGUGGGAUAAAGAAAAAAGUCGUUCGGUGCUAAAUCGGUAGCGUUUAGACAGCCAGCUGUGUUUAUCGUUUCUUCACGAAGCGCAGUAACAGGCGCUCCUGGACCGCCUUCCAGUUCACAGCUCUCUCUACCUUUUCGGAAGGCAGCGUGCCACUGUAAACACGUGAAUUUUUUCAUGCAAGCUUCACUGUACACAUUCUUUAACUCACGUUAUGUUUCGAGUGGUUUUUUGUUCGAUUUCACCAAAAAUUUAAUCGCGUAACGUUGUUCUCGAUAUCCAGACAUUGUAAAUAUUAGAGGCGACUUUCAUAUACCUCUUCUUCGCAAUGUCACUACUUGAGCACUAAUGAUCAGAUCGCUACCAAAUUUGUACUGUAAAUAGGUAUUAGUAUAUUGUUUCAUGCCAUGGCCACGAGAUCGCGCCACCUGUAUUACACAGCUGCUCGUGGCGAGAGUCCGAGUCUCUAUUGAACAGCCCUCGUAGUUUUUCCCAUUAGAUAUCCUGAGUGGUUCCUCACUAAGCAAUAAACGGUCAAAGCAUUUGAAAAUCCCAAACGACUUCGAUUAGUUAUAAGCUCUAUUUAAACUGUAUCAAUCAUUAAGUGAGCUGGGAACCAAAUAACGCAGUCCACACUUUUGUCUUAAAAGGCAAUUAUUCUACGAAUCAGACAUUAGUCUGUUUCAUGCGAUAAGUAUCUAUUCGUAUUAUAAGACAGAGCAGUUUUUUUUCAACUUUCCGAUAGUUGCACAUUGUUGCCACAAUCAAAGGCCUUUAAUAAUUUGGCAAAUCAAUCGACAAACCUCAGUCUUUUUAAGCUUCUAUAAAAGGGAUGAUAAAUAGCAGAAAGGGUGCCGUCUUUGCACAUUUUUUCCGCAUGUUUUAAUUUUGUAAUUGGCAAAUUACCUUGGUAAUAUAGAAAAUUUUCUGAGGCUCUUUUUUCUCAUAAUGAAGCCAGUGGGCACUUCGCCAAGAAAGUUUUAACUUUGUUUUCAAAAGGGAAUAUGACUUAAAAUAACUUUAUUACAUUAAAGGGCCUUGGAAGAGAGCCUUGACUGUUAUAAGCUGUGCAGGCACAUAAACAGGUACAAAUUUUGAUUUUUUUUCAAUUUUAGCAUGGAUUGAAUCACAUUCCAUCUCCCAGUGUCCUGUCUCAAAAAAUGUAUGAUCUAGCGUUUGAAGUUUUAAUACAGUAUACUAACACAUUGCAGCAAAAAUUAAUUUUUUCUUGUUGAACUCCACAUCCAUCGGACAUCACUGGUAAUUGUAGGAUGACUCACAAUACAGCUAAAUAUACAGGUGGAGAUCUCAUUGGCCCCACGAUUUCCUCGAGUCUCGUCCCAUAAAUAGCAAGAAACAUCUUGAUUAUCCAGAUUAUAGAUGGUUAAAUUAUGAACAGCCAGUUUUCUAAGGUAAAAUAUUUGGCCAGCAGGACCUUUGGGAGUGCUUAAUACUGACUUCAGGUCAAAAUUAAAUGCUAAAACAUCCUCAUUUUCCUGUGCUGCAUGUUUGUCUCUAUCUCUACAUUUUUUAGCAUCCUCCUUUUUUUUCAAUUGCUGUUGGAUGCAAUAUUUAUUGCUCGGCUUUCUCUUCAAGUGUAUAUUCUUGGUAUGCAAGCCAUUUUUGACAAUUAUCUUUCUUCAGCCUUAAAAAUCCCAGAUUAUAUUUUUGAAAUAUACGCCUAUAUUUUACUAUGGAAGCUGGUUUCCUAUUUUCCGAGCAGCUCUUUUCCCUGUAUUUCCUGUAACUUAUGGAGAUAUAAGUUGGAAAUCCAAAUACCGUUUUAUGAUUUUUUUCUACAAUAAUGCGCUUCGACAGAUGGGAAUGAAUUUAUGUGAUUUUUUAUGAAAAGAACUUCUUCAUCACUUAAUUUGGUCACGUCAAUCUGGCUCGAAAAAUCCCGAUAAAGUUUGUUUAUCUAAUGAACACCUAAUAAAAGCAUCUGUUAUAUUCAAAGCUUUCAUAAAAAAUGGCAAGCUUACGCUCCCCGUUGAUGGAAUGGGAGGGGAUGGGUUGGGUUGGGUUGGGUUGGAUCUUAAAUUGCUCAAGCACCGCUCAUCAAAUUUUGCGUAUUUUUAAAAUUUUUUUAAAUGGCCUAAUUUUACCAAAAAAUAAAUAAAAGUGGCGGAAUGAUACGAUAUAAUUCGCGGCGAACAUGUGAAUUUUGAUAGAACUUAAAAAAAAAAAAAUUAAAAAUGAUGUACUUCUAAAAAUAAAUUUUCAAUUCAAAAAAAUUUGUGUUUAUUACACGUAAUUGACAUUUUAAGGGAUAUGUAAUGAAACUAGUGUAUCAUAAUUUUUUAUAUGUUAUAAUAAUGAAUGAUUAAAAAAAUACAGCGUGAAUUCUCCACUUUAAAGAAAGCACUCAUGAGUCAGCCAGACUGGAGACAAGGCUUCAGCUGCAGAGUGACAAAACGCAGUCGACAACAAAACUGGCAACACCACACCUAACCUCACCUUAGUUGUCACCUAUUUGUUGACAAAACUAAUGGUAUACAAGGUUAUUCUAAUGAUUAAUCGCGUCCUAUAGUGAGUGAUUUAGUGCGUGAUAACACCCUCUUCGUGAUAAAAUUUGGCUUUCCGCCACUCUUAGUGAGAAAUAUAUAUCGAUCUACCCAUUUUGCAAAAAACCCGACCAUUUUUCGUUAGUUUUGACAAAAACUGCAGAAUUACCUAAAAAAAUUUACCUUUAUCUGCCGUAAUAAUAUGUUUUACCAUUUGUAAUAUUCUUUUAAUUCUACUACUUAAGCAAGCACUUAACAACAAAUAAUACACUUAAAAUUAAAACUGUUGUUUACAGUUUUAAACAAAUAAAUCACGGUUAUAGUUCUAUUUGCCACAAAUAAAUACGUCAUUCACUACUUGUGUUGCUAUACAAACAAAACUUAACCUCAACAUGUUUAAUAUAAAUAGCCUUACAUCGCGAAUGUUGAAAAUCGAAAGGACCGGAAACGCCAAAAUCUCGAAUGUGUCACGUUCGCACAUUAGCGAAACUAUGAUGCUGUGUUGCCGGGUUAUUUAUUAUGCAAGCACAUUCGUGAUUUCAGCACAUUAAAAUAAUUUUCAUUUUGAAUUAUUUGGUAUGGAAAAGGAGAAAUCGAGAAAAUUUGACAUUCGUGGUUUUGGCAGACAGGUGACGAUACUAAGAUGACAUCAGAAUGGACCAAAAAUGGAUUUACAAAGUUUAAACUACAUAAUUACGACAACAGGUUAAUAAUAAUGCAGCUAUUGUUUUGUAAACGAGAACUCUAGAGAGUUCUUGCUGUAUUAUUAUUAACCUAUUGUUGUAAUUAUGUAGUUUACCAUUUUUGUAAAUCCAUGUUUGGUCCAAUUCUCAUGUUUAUACUAUUUUUAAUCGAUUUAAUCUUUUAAUCUUAUCUAAGGCACUAGAUCUAUAAGAUGUAUUGACAGAACCCCUUAAUUUGUUUUCCCUGAUGAUGGACAUGUUAUUUGUCCAAAACAUGUCGGAUUCAUAUUUUUUAAAUAAAUUUAGUGGAGGAUGGCCGAAAUACCUUUAGUUACCUUUACUUCUUCAACUAAUUUGCAUUGCUUUUAAGUGUAAUAAAUUUUCUGAAAAAUGCUUAUCUUAUGCAUCUUAUUUUAUUUUCCUCUAAAGUGUAUUAGUUCUGGGGAACCAUGUAUAUACAUUUUUUUAACAGAAUGCAGCUUACUAAUUUCUUAACUUGACACUGAUUCAUAAUAGUGCCAUAGAACUACUGAAAACUAAACGCCAAGUUUUGUUAUUUUUUACUGAAAUGUGGUGAUGCUUGGGUUGAAAUCCUGCGCAUCGCUGUAGUUUGAAAUGAAGAAUGUUAUUUUUCUUGCCUUUUUGAAUUUAAUUUAUAAAAAAAAAUGAAAUAAAAAUCAAAUGUGUGCAACGAUUUUGAUAGACUUGUAAUAUAUAUCGGGUUGCUCCUUUCGUCGAAGUGAAGAAAAUUUUUUGUUUUUUUUUUCAUUUGACUGACACGUCUUGUCGCGGAGUGUGAAAAUAUGAAAAACUGAAACUGUAAAAUAUUUUUUUUAAGUUUAAACAUAACAUACCAAUUAUCGCGUUAGGUUUAAACCUAGUAGGAUAAGUUGAUUAUUAUCGGGCUUUUCAGAUCUACUGAUCGGACCUAUAAGUAGAUAGAUAGCACUUGUAUUGUACUGUGUACAUUAUAUAAAAAAUAUAUAUGGUUUAAAAUAUCA
Molecule: messenger RNA, 11953 nt
Organism: Anthonomus grandis grandis
Lineage: Eukaryota; Metazoa; Arthropoda; Insecta; Coleoptera; Curculionidae
Gene: FBXO11
Product: F-box only protein 11
Exons: 13
Coding region: 44-2926 (960 amino acids)
Biological process (GO): regulation of apoptotic process; protein ubiquitination; ubiquitin-dependent protein catabolic process
Molecular function (GO): zinc ion binding; protein binding
Source: RefSeq, a predicted model, not a curated record